UGUUGCUCUGUCUAUAUUUUAGAAUUUAGUUAGAUAAAUAAAAAGCUGGGAAGCACAAAAGAACCAGGUGUCAUCAAUCAGCUCGUUACUACCUGACUUGUAUAAAAGCAGUUGUCAGGUGGAGUGAUUAUCUCCGUUUGCUCUGUCUGUGCUGUUUAAAGAUGUCAGGCCGUGGAAAGAAAGCUGUGCCCAAACCAAAGACGUCCGUAUCCAGGUCAUCCAGGGCAGGGAUCACAUUCCCAGUGGGUCGUAUCCACAGGCUACUCAGGAAGGGGCACUACGCAGAACGAGUUGGCAAUGGCUCUGCGGUGUACCUGUCAGCUGUCCUGGAAUACCUGUGCGCAGAGAUCCUGGAGCUCGCGGGAAACGCCAGCCGUGACAACAAGAAGCAACGAAUUGCUCCACGCCACAUCUUGUUGGCGGUAAGAAAUGACGAGGAGCUCAACAAACUGUUGGCAGGGGUCACAUUCUCGGAGGGUGGCGUCAUCCCCAAUAUCCAGGCGAGCCUCCUUCCCAAGAAGACAAAGGGGUCCAGGGAUGACAGCACUGCUAAGGAUAUUCAAUCUCAAGAGUUUUAAUCUAAACAGACAGUCCUGCAUGUUUUAACUUAAUAAAUUUGCUUUUUAACUUAU
Cynoglossus semilaevis (tongue sole) is the source of this 632-nucleotide messenger RNA. Its product is annotated as late histone H2A.2.2-like. Gene Ontology annotation, cellular component: nucleosome. NCBI's taxonomy places the organism in Eukaryota, Metazoa, Chordata, Actinopteri, Pleuronectiformes, Cynoglossidae. The transcript is spliced from 2 exons. Gene Ontology annotation, molecular function: DNA binding; protein heterodimerization activity; structural constituent of chromatin. The record is from RefSeq and is a predicted model, not a curated record. The coding region runs from base 162 to 578 and encodes 138 amino acids.